AUGACUUGUCCUCAACCAUCAGAUGAACUUGUAUUUUUUGUGAAUGGAAGGAAGGUGACAGACAAUUAUCCCGAUCCUGAAGAAUACUUGCUUAAUUACCUGAGAAAGGAGCUCCAUCUGACUGGAACUAAAUAUGGCUGUGGAAUUGGAGGCUGUGGGGCCUGUACUGUGAUGAUAUCAACCUAUAAUCCUGAAACCAAAAAGAUACAUCAUUAUCCAGCCAACUCUUGUCUACUUCCAUUGUGCUCAAUCCAUGGUGCUGCAAUAAUCACUGUAGAAGGAGUGGGAACCACAAAGACCAAACUUAAUCCUAUACAGGAAAGGCUGGCAAAGUGUUUUGGCUCUCAGUGUGGUUUCUGCACUCCUGGGAUGGUGAUGUCUAUGUAUUCUCUCCUGAGGAAUCAUCCUGAACCCAGCAUGGAGCAGAUUGUUGCAUCUUUGGAUGGUAAUUUGUGCCGUUGCACUGGAUACAGACCUAUCCUGGACAGCUUUAGUGCUUUUUCUACGGAAUGCUGCCCGUUGGCAGGGAGUGGAAAAUGUUGCAUGGAAAAAGAGGAGAGUAAAGAGAAAGAGAAUUAUGCAGAAGAUCCAUCGUUAAGAAGAGGAAAGAUGUGUUCAGGCCUAUGUAAGCCAGAAAAAUUCAGUCCCAGGGAUCUGACCCAGGAUUACAUAUUUCCUCCUGAACUGAUGAGAAUGGCUGAAGAGAACAGGGGGAAAACUCUGGUUUUCAAUGGGAAAAGGACAACAUGGAUUUCUCCUUCAUCUCUAAAAGAACUUCUCCAGCUGAAAGCUACCUACCCACAAGCACCUCUUGUUAUAGGAAAUACCUGUGUAGGGCUUGAUAGGAAACUUCUGGAAGUUUAUUAUCCCAUUUUCCUCCAUCCUAUAAGGGUUCCAGAACUGCAUGUCACCAGCAUUGAAGAGAACGGCAUACUAAUAGGAGCAGCCACCCGCUUUGCCCAGUUGAGAGACUUACUAUUAAGCAUUGUCUCAGAGCUCCCAAUGGAGAAGACCAAGAUUUACUGCACCCUCUUGAAGCAACUGAGGACUCUGGCUGGAGAACAGAUCAGAAGCCUGGCUUCUUUAGGAGGACACAUUGUAAGCAGAGGAUCCACCUGGGAUUUGAACCCUGUCCUGGCAGCUGGGAAAGCUAUUCUCUAUUUGGCAUCAGAAGAUGGUACACGGAAGAUUCCACUAAAUGAUGAAUUCCUUGAACGAAUGCCUCAAGCAGACCUUUUUAAAAAUGAAGUUGUUGUCUCUGUUUUUAUUCCAUUCUCAAAGGAAAAUGAAUUUAUAUCAGCCUUCCGACAGGCAGAUCGUAGAAGAAAUGCACUCUCGGUGACAAAUUCUGCAAUGAAAGUCCUUUUCCAAUCAGGCACAGAUGUCAUUCAGGAUCUAACUAUUUUAUACGGAGGCAUUGAUUGUACAACUGUGAGUGCACGGAAUUCCUGCCAGAAGCUCAUUGGAAGAAACUGGAAUGAACAGAUGCUGAAUGAAGCUUGCCAGUUAAUUCUUGAAGAAAUCACACUCUCUCCCUCUGCACCUGGUGGAAAAGUAGAAUACAGACGCACUAUGCUCAUCAGUUUCUUCUUCCGAUUCUAUCUGAAAGUGCUACAUGAUUUAAAAAAUAUGUUUCCAGACAACUAUCCUAAUUUACCGAAGGAAUGCAUGAGUGCUUUAGGUGAAUUCUGUGAUACACCACCAAAGGGCAUGCAAGUAUACCAGGAUAUAGAUCCUCAACAGCCUCCUCAGGACCCUGUGGGACGUCCCAUCAAGCAUGAGUCUGGUAUUAAGCAUGCCACUGGUGAAGCUGUCUAUGUUGACGACAUGGAACCAGCAGAAGGGCAACUGUACAUGGCAGUGGUGACCAGCACACGGGCCCAUGCCAAAAUUCUGGCCAUUGAUUUAUCAGAAGCCUUGAAAGAACCAGGUGUGGUUGAUGUAGUAACAGCUCGAGACAUUCCAGGGAAAAAUGGUGAUGGCAAAGAGGAUGUGUUUGCAAACGAUGAAGUAAUAUUCAUUGGGCAUAUUAUAUGUGGUGUCGUCGCAACAUCCUUUGAGUGUGCAAAAGAAGCUGCAAAAAAAGUAAAGAUUGACUAUCAAGAUCUGGAAGUGAUUCUGACAAUUGAGGAAGCAAUUAAUCAUGACUCCUUCUUAGCAAAAGAUAAAAAAAUUGAAAGAGGAGAUGUGGAAAAAGCAUUUAAGACUGUGGACAAAAUUAUUGAAGGUGAAGUCCAUAUUGGGGGUCAAGAACAUUUUUACCUGGAAACAAAUAGUGUGUGUAUCAUUCCAAGAAAAGAAGAUAAUACUAUGGAUAUAUAUGUGUCCACUCAGGAUGCUGCAGGUGUACAGAAUAUGGUGGCUUCUGUAUUAGAUGUUCAGAGCAAUAAGAUCAUGUGUCAUACAAAACGAGUUGGAGGAGCUUUUGGCGGAAAAACAACUAAACCUCCAUUUUUUGCAGCGGCAGCAGCAGUGGCUGCAAAGAAAACUGGUUGUCCAGUUCGUUUUAUCCUGGAGCGACAAGAUGACAUGCUAAUAGUUGGAGGACGACAUCCGCUUUAUGGAAAAUAUAAAGUGGGAUUCAUGAAAGAUGGCAAAAUUAAAGCUGUUGACCUUCUGAUCUUCAUAAAUGGUGGAUGUACACCAGAUGAAUCUGAAAUGGUAAUAGAGUAUGUGGUGCUAAAAUCUUUUAAUGCAUAUGAUAUCCCCAACUUCCGAAGCCAGGGAUGGGCCUGCAAGACAAAUUUACCAUCAAAUACUGCAUUUCGAGGGUUUGGAUUUGCACAAUCAGCCUUAAGUGCGGAAAUGUGGAUAGCAGCUGUGGCUGACUGCCUUGAUCUUCCACCUGAUAAGGUCAGGGAGAUGAAUAUAUAUAAAACGAUAUCUGAAACCCCCUACAAAGAAAAGGUGGAUGCCAGAAAUCUGCUAGCAUGUUGGAAAGAAUGCUUGAAGAAGUCUGAUUACUACAUCCGAAAAGAAGCUGCUGAGGAAUUCAAUAAACAAAAUUACUGGAAGAAGAAAGGAAUUGCAAUCAUCCCCAUGUUGUUUUCAGUUGGAUAUAAUGUCACAUUCUACCACCAGGCUGCUGCUCUGGUUCAUAUUUAUACAGAUGGAUCAGUGCUACUGUCCCAUGGAGGAUGUGAACUAGGACAAGGAAUUAAUACCAAGAUGUUACAGGUGGCUAGUCAUGAAUUAAAGAUACCGCUAUCUUACAUACACCAGUAUGAAAGAACGACAGUCACAAUACCAAAUGCAAUUGUUACAGCGGGAUCAAUCGGCGCAGAUGUCAAUGGGAAAGCAGUCCAGAAUGCGUGUCAAAUUCUAAGGAAGCGCCUUGAGCCAAUCAUUAAAAAAAAUCCUAAAGGAAAGUGGGAAGACUGGAUUAAAGCUGCCCACGAGGAAAGCAUCAGCCUCUCUGCUACUGGCUUCUUCAAAGGAUAUGUUGUCAAUAUGGACUGGGAGAAAGGAGAAGGUCAUGCAUUUCCAUAUUUUAUUUUUGCUGCAUCGUGUUCUGAAGUUGAGAUUGACUGUCUCACUGGUGAUCAUAAGAAUCUCCGAACUGACAUGGUCAUAGAUGGUAGUUUCAGCAUCAAUCCAGGCAUUGAUAUAGGACAGGUUGAAGGUGGCUUUAUUCAGGGACUUGGACUUUAUACAUCAGAAGAGAUAAAAUUCUCUCCAGAAGGACAGCAGUAUACAUUGGGUCCUGACACAUAUAAGAUACCGGGUCUUUGUGAUAUUCCAGAAGAUCUUAGAACCUACUUGCUGCCAAACUCAAGAAAUCCCAUUGCUAUCUACUCCUCCAGGGGAUUGGGGGAAUCUGGAGUAUUCCUCGGAUCCUCUGUAUUUUUUGCUAUACGAGAUGCAGUAGGUACUGCACGGAAGGAAAGAGGAUUAAACUCUGCUUUCACACUGGACAGUCCACUGAAUGUAGAGAGGAUUCGCAUGGCCUGUGCUGAUUACUUUACAGAAAUGAUUCCAAGAGACAAGCCUGGGACCUAUACACCUUGGGCUAUCCAAGUUGAUUAAUCUUCUACUUCAGUGAUGGGAUUCAAAAAAUUUUACUAGCAGUUCUGUGGGUGUGGCUUGGUGGGUGUGGCAGGGGAAGGAUACUGUAAAAUCUCCAGUCAGAGGUGGCAUUUGCCGGUUCUCCGAACUACUCAAAAUUUCCGCUACCGGUUCUCCAGAACUGGUCAGAACCUGCUGAAUACCACCUCUGUUCUACUUAUUUUUCAAUGAAGCUGUGAUUUUCUUACCACGUAAUGUUGUACAUACCACUUCAGAAAUAUAUCGUAUGGUUUUCGAUGGGACAUACACUCCAAAUAAACGUUUAUAGGACUGCAUCCUUAACUGUCUGUCAAGACAAUAAUAUUGGAACCAUGUUUAGGAUACUGUUGGCCAAACUUGUUCAGUUUGAUCUUUGAAUCAUUUUCCAACCAUGCAUGAGCAAAUUUGGUGCAACAGACACAUUUCAGCAUGAGAGUAAAGCUGUAAGAGAGAUCUUUGUGUGACUGAAAUCAGCAGAAACAAAUCUUAGCAACACCUCUCUCUCUCUCUGUGAUAAGGUCAUUUGGUGUUGCUUCUGAUUUAAGGAACAGAUUGUAACUGCUAAAUGAGAUGUAAAGAAAGAUAUUUUACGUAUCUUUUCAUUUUUCUUCCUUUUUAUUAUUGUAAGUCACCUAUAGUAGUUCUAGAGUAUUUGCCUUGAUAGAUGGCAAAUAAAUUUAAUUUCAAUUUAAUAAAUAAAAUUAAUUUACCUACAGAUGUAUAAUACUGUAUUAUAAUAAAUAUUACCUGUGUGGUAAUAAUAGUAUAAAAUUUUUAAUGCUAUUAACUGUUGCGUAUCUCAUCUCAUCAAUUGAACGAGUUGCUAUGGUUGUGAAGGGCUCUAACUGUUCAGGAUAAGGUAGUCAACAAUAGAUUAAAACAGUACAGCUUCUGUGGGAAAAGGAAACACAGAAUUAAAUGUGAGGAAAUUUCAUCUUGUGGGCAACUAACGUAAGCUUAUUAAGGACAUCACAUGCUAGAAAUGAAAAGCAGCUAUCAACACAAUUAUUGAUUCAAGCAAAGCAUUGGUGAUUUCCAAAGGUAUAUUAGUCUGCAAGAAAGCUGGUUAUUUUCAACAUAAAUGUGACACUGAUAAAAAAAAGCACUUGAAAAAUAGCUGUAUAUUCUUUUAUAAUGUUAUAUAUUAAAAUGUUUCUCUUAUCCGUCUUCUUGAACACAUAUA
Messenger RNA from Notechis scutatus (mainland tiger snake), 5227 nucleotides. RefSeq names its product aldehyde oxidase 1 (gene AOX1). The record is from RefSeq and is a predicted model, not a curated record. Lineage: Eukaryota; Metazoa; Chordata; Lepidosauria; Squamata; Elapidae. Gene Ontology annotation, molecular function: FAD binding; 2 iron, 2 sulfur cluster binding; iron ion binding.